CUCAGCACCCAACUUUCGUUUACGCGCCCCCGAACUGGCGACCGUGAUGGCCGGCCCAGCACUCGCGACCAGGGCGGCGCCGAAUCUGCCAUGAUGAUACCCAGCCGUACCUCAUCGCUCCAUUCCCGCAUCACCCAGCCCAUUCCGUCCACUCUGGCCCAGAAGCCCCAGCAGCGAACCCCAAAGACGCUCACUCAUGCCUACAUGGUCUGCGGUGUCGGCCGUGAGCCCUCUCAAUGGGUCAAGGCUCCCGCUCCCGCCCAGGGCAAAAUCACCCACAUGAAGGGCGCUGUUGGACAAUUCUGGCUCCCCGAGAUCCUAGGCAGCAGCCCCCGCCUUGAGCAGGACAACGAGAUUGCGCGGGCUCUGCACUCUGCCAUGAGGGCUUGCUUCCCUCACGAUGUGGAAAUCUGUACUGGCCGGAACCAGCCCCACUGCACUCACCAUUCCUUUGUCCUCCAGCAGGACUCUUCUCACACUCUGUACGGUAUUUGUCUGCGCGUCUGGUCGCGGGCUGACGAGAAGAGAGCCGAAACCAUCCGGGAUCUGAGAAAGAGGACCGAAACCGACUACUAUGACAACCCGGAAGAGACCUACUGGAUCCCCUACUGCCUGUCCUUCCUCUCGCGCUACCCUCUGUACAACCUUCUGGGCGAUUAUCUGCGUGGCAUGUGGAUUCACUGGAACAAGGCUACUAACCUGUUUCAUGCCGAGGAAGUAUCCCGCAUUCUGAGCUUCCCGGCCCCUAGGCUCAACGAUCUUGUCCGUAUCGACAUGAAAGAUUAUGCCCUCUGCUACCAAUUCCCCUCGUCCCCUACCGGAUUCCAGAACUUCGCCAUGUGGCCCCUUUUCAACUGUUUGUCCAUCCCUAACAUUGUUGGCGUCAUUGAAGCUGCCAUCUCUCCCACUCGUCGCAUCAUUUUCGUCAGUCAUUACCCGGCCAUGCUCACAAUCGCCUCUGAGACUGUACGAUACUGCGUGCGAGUCUUCGAAUGGAGUGGUCUUUACGUUCCGAUGGUGCACGCGCGCCAUACCAAGGAGCUCGUCCAAGAACCCGGUCCUUACAUCUUGGGUGUCACCGCUGAAUGCCGGUCCCUCUUCACAGCCCCCACCGACGCUUUGGUCGUCGAUUUGGAUCGCAACUUUGUCCUCACAUCCAGCCCCCCUACUGCCCUCACUGCUGGCCAGCGCAACAAGUUUGUUAGCCGUUUGACUCAGGCUCUAAAUGGCGAUGUUACGCCUUCUGGUGUUCCCCAGCAUCUCCGUUCUGCCUAUGGCGGUGGCAAGUUGGUGCCUGCCGGCCAGAUCAUUGUCAUGCGCGGCGAGGUUGAGUCCAUCCAGGACCCCGAGUGGUGGAACCAGGAUUCUGUCAUGUCUGUCAUGGACCACGUGUGCGAGAAGAUGGGUCGCAACUCUGGCAUCAAGGCUGUCUUUGGAGGCUCAGUUAAGAAACCUCUCAUGACCAAGGUGUCAAUGAGGCAUCUCAACGAACUCGUUCGCGAGAGAAACCAGUACUCUCGAGAUGCUCUCGAGGCCUGGCAAGACUUCAUCAAUCUCAAAGGCCGUAUGGACACUGAGCUCGGCAAGGUUACUAAGCGUAACAACUACCUUGUCGAAGAGCUUGAGAGCUGGAAGCAGCAGUUCCUCAAGUUCCAGGCCUUUGCUGAAACUCUCACCAAAGAAACUCAAGACCUCAAGGUCAAGAUUGAAGGUCACAAGCGGGAGAAUCGCCGUCUUGCAUCUCUCAUUGAGCAACAAAAGGAGGACAACGGCCGCCUCACCACUCGCCUCUCUGGCACAGAGAAGCAGCGUGAUGAUGCUCUCGAGGCCCUCGUUUUGCAGCAGGAGAUUGCUGAAGAGCUCGAGCGUGAGCGCAAGAGGAACAAGAAGGAGCUUUCUCAGCUUCACCACACCAACGCCACCAUCACUCGCCAGCGUGACGAGGCUCGCCGCGUGGUUCUGCACCUACGCAGCUUGAUUGGCGGCCAGAGCCACCACAUGGAGCAUCUCAUUCAGUCCCUCACCAAGCCGGAGGAACUUAUCCGCGAAGUCGAGGAUGGCUACGAAUCGGACGAGGUUCAGGGUGGUGCUGAUGUGCACUCCCUGCGACCCUCUCGCAGCAGCAAGCGGCUGUCUACAUCCAGUCUGGUUGAUGUGGCUGAUCGCCACCUCAAAGAUAAGACUGAUGCUAUCGCUCAUAUCGUUCGCAACAUCGCGGACCAAUGCCAAGCUGCCGUCGACGGCCUGCAGCUUGCCCAGGAUGCCGAAUCUCGAGCCAGCACUCGUGCUAGCCGACGACUGAGCAGCAUGUCGACUGCUCAAAGUGAUGAUGGUGAGGACGCCCGCUCCACCGCCACCUCGGACGCUGGCGAGGGGAGUUCUCGCUUACAACCGCGUGCCGGGAGGCCUAGCUCAAUACCACCAACGCCGGAUCUCAUCCCCAACCGCAGUAGCACUGCACUAUCGUUUGCGUCCACGGCCACAACGCCUGAGCGAGCCUCCCAACAGUACUCUAUUCGAGACGAGAUACCAACCAAGAUUCUCGAGGACGAUGAAGAGGACUUCGAUGACAGCCGAAGUGAUCAGAUCGGAGUCUCCCAUCACCACGGAGUCGUCUCGAAGCAGUCUCAGUCUCUUCUCCACCGAUCAUCUGGAGCAAGAAUCAGCGCUUUCGGCAAUCUCCGAUGAAGACGCCAAACCUGAGGCUGCGCAUGAUGCUGAGCAUGAAGCUGAGCACCAAGCUGAGCAGGUCGGAGACGCCCAGCCGGCCUAGCCGCAGCCUUUUUGUACUAUUGUCGAUCCUCGUGCAGGAUCACCCCAUUUUUCCUUUGUCUUGAUUACUUCGAUACGGCGAUCCAAACUCUAUAUCCUUGUAUCUUGAGCGUUUCCAGCCUCAUUGGGCAGACAUCUUUUUGUUUUGUGGCGGCUUUGGAUAAAAACAUGUUUCGGAUCACGGCGUUCAUUUCUUAUCCUGUUCUUUUUCGAGUAUCAUCACUUUUUUACCACUAUAUUCUAGAUGAAGGGAACAGUUUGCGAUGGAAGGCUGACUGAUGACUUGCGUGGCGCCAUCGAGGCUUAGGAUCUCUUCUUUUUUCUCAUGACUAACAUAACUUAUUUUUUUUUCCCCCGCUUCCCUACAUAAGGGCAUUAUGACACUUGAUAGUUCAAGCCUUGCAAUUGAGUCUUCUUACUCACUUGACCUACUUUGUGCUUUCUUUUCCCAGAUUUGUGUGAAUUGGGUGACUCUGGUGAAAUUUCAAUCUUUGUUUGAGCUGGGUUUGAGCUGGCCGUUGUAAAUGUUUUGUAAUUACAUGCUUAAAAGUUUGUCUUUUGUAAAAUUGCUUUGUUAGUAGUAGGUAGAUCUUAAUAAGAACUGACACUUGUGUUAG
This is a messenger RNA of Trichoderma atroviride IMI 206040, 3389 nucleotides long. RefSeq lists its product as uncharacterized. The record is from RefSeq and is a predicted model, not a curated record. NCBI's taxonomy places the organism in Eukaryota, Fungi, Ascomycota, Sordariomycetes, Hypocreales, Hypocreaceae.